CGGGCAAUGAUUACCUAAUGCUCUUGACUGAUCACAUCGUGUCAGUCAGCCCUCUGCGUGAGUUCUCUGUCCCAUCCAUCCAUCCACCCCAUCCUCCUCAUCCACACACAUGGUGCACACGUGCACACGAGACGAGCAAGGCCUGGCUGUACAUACAAGGCCCUCUCACCCCGUGCGAGCAGAGAAGUGUCCAGUACCCAUCCAUCCACCGCAGGCAAGCACUCAUCGUCGAGUGGCCUUCGCCACCUCAUCUCUGUCUGUCUGUCUGUCUCUAUUGCGAGACUCGAAACUCAUCAUCAACUCAUGCAUCAUAAGAAAUGGAUGGCUGGCAUGCACACACCGUGACGGACAAAAGGCGCACACCGAUAAACCAACACAUACCGACAAACAGCAACCGCGCAGCGCAGCGACACCGUCACACCAGAGCAUCACGUUGCGAUACCCCCCACACACCCGGUCAUCCACGAUCCAUCCAUCCAUCAGUCACCACCCGUCCGCCCUAGCGGCCUCGCAGGAGCUGUCUGGCCGGCCCGUUGCUACCGUCCACGGUGUGUGGUUGCACAGCAAGUAUCUCCUGCUCCAUGCGCCUGACCAUGGCCGACCCCAGCACACGACGCCAUGUCGGCGGGAUGUGCAGCGGGUUGGGGAACGAUGCGUUGUAGGCCGCCUCGUGAGCAUCCCUGACACACACACACAGGCACACACACAUCAACACACACACAGAGACAGGCACAUGUCGUUCGUAUGUGCACAGGUGCGCAUCAGAUGUCCUUUCCUUACCUUUCGGCAUCGGUGAUGUCGGAUUCCCUGUACUCGACACACAUUUCUGUGAGGUUGCUGACGGCCGCGACGGGGACGCCCCAGGGGCUGAGUGUGGCGUUGCCCGAGUAGUUGUCGUGGCCGUGCUGCUGCUGCCACCUGUGGUACAGCUUGUCGAUGAACGAGUGGUGCACGUAGAACAGGGGAUCGUUGGACGACGCGAACGAGUUCAACUCGCCGCCUGAACGGUCCCACGAACCGCGACCACGACCACCUGGAAAACACGCACAGACAGACAACGAGGGCCGCCCGGACGGGUAUGUGCUUCCAUGGGUAUGUGCGUGUGUGUGUGUGUGUGUGUGCAUUAGCUGACCGACGAUGACGUGUGGGUACCAGUGGAACACCUCGAGCACCUUCCGAAAGGGCACAUACUCCUCCAGCUGGAACACAAACUCAACCUCGCGCAUCGAAGGGAACCGCAAGAUGACGUCACGCCCCGUCCCAUUCAGCCAUAUGCCCCUGCGCAGACACUCUGGCCCACUUAGCUCCACAUUGGUCGAGAAAUCCGGUGCAAAGUGCAGCGAGAAGUUGCCCUCCGCCUGUGAGAACCGGCCGUCGGGCACGCACUGGAUGUCGUCGUCUGCCGUGGCGCCCGAUCCGCCGAACCACUGUGGUGUGAACACGGGUGCGGUGUGUACGUGGUGGGCGUCGCGUGUCCAGUCCCAGUAGGGGAUGGCGAUGGAUUUGUUGAUGGCGCGCAGGCGCGUUUCGAAGUCGUAGACGAUCUUCCGGUGCCAGGGAAAAAACCGGUUGUCGUGGUGGGACGACCUGCGCUCCAAAAACAACAAGAGGAUGGGAGCCCACUUUUGCCUGUCUGUCGGCCUGUGUCUGGUGUCUGUGUGGUGCUUACCAUGGGUCCAGUUUGUGUAUGUAAGUGAACUCCUCGUAUUGGCUGAAGUUGCCCAGUGUGCUCGGCGUCCUGUGCAGCGUGAUGAUGGCAUCGAUGAAGGUCUCCCGCUCAUCGUCGCUCAGGUCACGGAUCUCGCGCCGCACACGGACAUCGUCCUUUUCACACACGUGCUGUGCACGCGCCGAUGACAGAAGCAGCAGCAGUAACGCUGCGAGAGCAGGAAGAGAGGCGUGGAGGGCCAGCCGAGAGGGCGGACAGGGGCGCUGUGUCAUAAUGGGGGCAUGACGGACGGCAGUGUUGAUGAUAGAUCUCUGCUGCUCUGUAUCCUGCCGUGUGUUUCCCGCUGUAUACGUGCCUUUCAGCUGAACUGUGUCAGUGACG
Vitrella brassicaformis is the source of this 2050-nucleotide messenger RNA. The record is from the annotation of a GenBank genome assembly. Lineage: Eukaryota; Vitrellaceae.